CCACCACAAAGUUGUUAACUAUAACCAGUAGGUGGCGGUAAUAGUGCAGAGUAAAAUUAGAGAAGCAGAAGAAGAGUAGCGACCGUAGAAGAAUAAAACAAGCAUGGCUGGGAAUAUAAGUAGCAGCGCGAGUUCCCUGUCGAAAUUACAGUCUUUAAAUGGGAUGUUUGCGAUUUAUAAAAAACAAGGGCCGACAUCUGCAGACGUGUUGAACAAACUUAAAGAAACUUUACUUAAGGAAGCUGGGGAAAAGAACCCAAACCCACGAAAGAGAAAGAAGCAGGUCCUGAAGAUGGGGCACGGAGGGACCCUGGACAGCGCUGCCAGCGGGGUGCUGGUUGUUGGUGUUGGGAAUGGCACUAAAAUGCUUAGCACCAUGUUAUCUGGCUCAAAGAAAUAUGUUGCUGUGGGGGAGCUGGGAAAAGCUACUGACACUUUUGAUGCCACUGGCAGUGUGACCCUGGAGACAGACUUUGAGCACAUAACCAGGCUAGACAUGGAGGAGAAGCUGAAAUCAUUUACGGGUGACAUCAUGCAAGUGCCUCCACUGUACUCUGCACUAAAGAAGGACGGGCAGCGUCUGUCUGUGAUGCUGAAACAAGGCCACAAGGUCGAGGCCAAACCUGCCAGAUCUGUCACGGUGUACAACCUGACCCUGCAGGAGUUCAAGCCUCCUCUCUUCACUCUGGAUAUUGAGUGCGGUGGUGGAUUUUAUGUCAGAAGCCUGGUGGACGACCUGGGAAAAGCUCUGUCAUCGUGUGCUCAUAUAAAGGAGCUGGUUCGGACCAAGCAGGGUCAGUUCACCCUGGAGGAACAUACAUUGCAUGAGGAACAGUGGACACUGGAACAUAUCCUGCAGUCACUGCAUCCCUGCUAAGAAUCGGAUGGUUAACGAGAGGAACGCAUUCUGAACAGGACUAUCUGUCAUGGACAACCAUGACCCUUUUGUUUGACUUUUUAGUUUUGAGGACCUCAUCCUGUGACAAGUUUUGCUCACUGACACCAUAGAUUUUGACCUUUGAGUCUUUAAAUUCCAACAUGGAUCAAGUUUUUUUACAUUGUUUGCACAUACUAGAUAUAUCUGAUAAACAUGUAACAUGUACUUGCAGAUUUAAAUGCCUGCAUGCUCUGGACUGGGCAUUUCCUUAUUUAUUGAAUAAUGAUUCAGCUAAAGGUGUACAUACACUCAGUGGCCACUUAAAAAUUGGAUUGAACUAGACUGUGCAUGUAAUAAAGUAGCCAGUCAGUGUCUAUUAAGGAAUUUUUGUUUGUUUUCCUACUGAGCUCCUCUGGAAAAAAAAAAUUCUAGCUGUGUAUCUUCUGUAACAUGUGGGGCUUAAUUCCUGAAGUGCUUGCCCUGUUUAAUACUGUAUAUACAAAAAUGUUCAAUAAAUGAAUAUUGUCAUAGUAAAA
Molecule: messenger RNA, 1413 nt
Organism: Betta splendens (Siamese fighting fish)
Lineage: Eukaryota; Metazoa; Chordata; Actinopteri; Anabantiformes; Osphronemidae
Gene: trub1
Product: TruB pseudouridine (psi) synthase family member 1
Exons: 8
Coding region: 104-877 (257 amino acids)
Biological process (GO): mRNA pseudouridine synthesis; tRNA modification
Cellular component (GO): mitochondrion
Molecular function (GO): RNA binding; pseudouridine synthase activity
Source: RefSeq, a predicted model, not a curated record